AUUGUCAGUGGUCAGUGGCCACUGGGCACUGGGUAGUAGCCAGUAACAAUCGAGCGCCUCGCCAAGACGGGCGUGCGUUCGCGCAUAACAUGACGACUCUACACAUAGUCUCCGCGUUAGUUGCAACCUAUAUGUGCUUCGUUCAAGGGCCCUGCAAUCAUCAACAAUGGAAAACGCUGGUCAAGAAAUACAUGCUGAUAACGAUGAGACACGAUAGCCUGAUGUUAAAAGAAUCACCAUGUCUGACACCAAAUGGUGUCACCGGCCAGUGCAUAAAUAUAAACGAAUGCAAAGAUCUGUUGGCAAUACUCGACAAUCCGCAACGUUCAAAAGAAGAAGUUGAACUCUUGAGGAGAUCUCACUGUGGAUUUGCAGACAAGGUGCCAAUGGUUUGUUGCCCCCAACUUACACCGCCGUUAGACCGACGAUGUUUCACCUACGAGGGCAAAGAGGGAACAUGUCUUGGAUUGUACUCCUGUCCACUAUUAAUGGGUCUUCUAAAACCUCCAGUGUCGAAGGACAACUUGAGUUACGUACAAUUAUCGAGAUGCGAAAGCCCAGACCGGUACAGCGUGUGCUGCGGUCCUGAUGAAGCAGUGCCUCCUGCUCCUGGUAAACAAGCCAUGUGCACCCUCACUGCCGCACCACCUGACCCUCGAACCGAAUGCUGUGGACUGGAUAGCGGAGGAGGGAAUAGGAUAUUUGGUGGAAACGUAACAGCCAUCGACCAGUACCCAUGGCUGACGCUCAUCGAGUAUAGAGGUGUUCGGGACGAUAGAAUUAAGCUGCUUUGUGGUGGGGCCCUCAUCAGCGGUCAGUACGUGCUGACCGCAGCACACUGCGUUGUUGGACCAGUAUUAAAUAGCGGAACGCCAAUAAACGUGCGUUUGGGUGAAUACGACGUGAGCUUCAGUGGUAGGGACUGCGUGCAAGUCGAGGGUGGAGGUACAGACUGUACGGACCCUGUGGUCACCAUACCCAUUGAGAGGACCAUUCCCCAUAAGGAUUACAACCCUUCCGCUAAACUGAGAAGGAACGACAUCGCAUUGUUGCGAUUGGCACAGAUGGCACCUUAUACUGAUUUCAUCAGACCCAUAUGUCUUCCUAACAUGGACAUAACGCUCAACACAAUGACCAAUAUAAGACUGGAGGUAGCAGGCUGGGGAGCUAUAAGUGACACAGAGAGCUUCAGCAAUCUUAAGUUACACGUUGACCUGCCUUUAGCCACCAAACAACAAUGCGAGCCAUAUUACGCCCAAAGGCAAGUGCCAUUAUGGGAUGGUCAAAUCUGCGCUGGUGGUGAAAAGGGCAAGGAUUCCUGCAAGGGUGACUCCGGGGGACCUCUUAUGAACGAGAACGGGAAGGUUUGGGAGGUGGUGGGCGUGGUGAGCUUCGGACCAACACCUUGCGGAAUGGAAAACAUACCUGGAGUUUAUACGAAGGUUUACGAUUACCUUCCGUGGAUUCGCACUCAGAUGAAACCUUAAUUUAAUAACAAUAAUAAAUAUAGUGAAUUUAAAAGGUGUUUUCUAAAUGACAGUAUUGUGAGAAAUCAAAGCAACAAUACGAGAAUAGAAUAGUAACAUAAUCCAUUGAAAUGUUACAUAGGCUGAACAUUUGCUAGAUGACGCAAUUUUA
Messenger RNA from Pieris napi, 1638 nucleotides. Its product is annotated as phenoloxidase-activating enzyme-like. The record is from RefSeq and is a predicted model, not a curated record. The transcript is spliced from 9 exons. Bases 90 to 1487 code for a protein of 465 amino acids. Lineage: Eukaryota; Metazoa; Arthropoda; Insecta; Lepidoptera; Pieridae. Gene Ontology annotation, biological process: proteolysis. Gene Ontology annotation, molecular function: serine-type endopeptidase activity.